AGCUGGUUAAAACGCUCAUAUCGUCGCAAUCCUAAUGUUGGGAUUAUUAGAGCACCGGGUAUUUCUUCAGUGUCCGUAACCUCUAAGAUAGGGGCGAGAUGGCUCAAGUGGCUUGGGCAACCUGGUAGUAUCCCAGACUUCGUGCCUGCUUCGUGUGGCAUGGCAGCUAGCAGCGAAAGGGUGGGCCAAUUGGUUAGAGCGCGGUUAACCAACCGGGAGGUUCGUGGUUCGAACUCGACCUCUGCCUCCCGACUCCACCUGUCUAGGCUUGGGCAACCUAGCAGUAUCCCAGCCCUCGUGCCUUCUUCAUAUGGCAUGGCAGCUAGGCACCGAAAGGGUGCUACAGUUGAACGAUUUUUUAUGGUGCAAAAUCACCGUGAAACAGCGACUGUUUACUUUCAGUGGUGA
Messenger RNA from Opisthorchis viverrini, 408 nucleotides. RefSeq lists its product as hypothetical. The record is from RefSeq and is a predicted model, not a curated record. The annotation marks the transcript as partial. NCBI's taxonomy places the organism in Eukaryota, Metazoa, Platyhelminthes, Trematoda, Opisthorchiida, Opisthorchiidae. The transcript has 3 exons.